Vitrella brassicaformis is the source of this 614-nucleotide messenger RNA. The record is from the annotation of a GenBank genome assembly. Lineage: Eukaryota; Vitrellaceae.
CAGGAAGAUCUGGCGCUUGCGCGAUGACCACACGGUUGAGGAAGAACCGCAAGAAGCGGGGACACGUGUCUGCUGGCCAUGGGCGUAUUGGGAAGCACCGGAAGCACCCAGCAGGCCGCGGCAAGGCGGGAGGGGCACACCACCACCGAAUCAACUACGACAAGUACGCAAGGGAGAUCUCCUCACCUCUAGAGUCGCAGAUCUCCCUCACGAGCCGUCCUCUGUGUGCUUGUUCAGGUACCACCCCGGUUACUUUGGGAAGGUGGGUAUGCGGCACUUCCACCUGCUCAAGAACCAGACGCACUGCCCCGUCAUCAAUCUCGACAAGCUCUGGUCCUUGGUGAGCGAGCAGACCAGACUCUACUACAAGGACAACACCGAGAAGGCGCCGGUCAUCGACGUCACCAAGGCGGGAUAUUUCAAGGUCCUCGGCAAGGGAGAGCUCCCCGAGCAGCCCGUCAUCGUCAAGGCGCGAUACUUCACACGCCUGGCCGAGAAGAAGAUCAAGGAUGCGGGCGGCGUCUGUGUCCUCACAGCGUAGAUACGAGCAUCGUGGUCGAGAGCUGUUUUGUGACUUGACGAACCGAUGGACAGAUCUGUGUGGUGACGUGUGG